AUGCCUUCUUUCACUGGCUAUACUCCUUAUACCAAGAAAGAAGAGAACAGAGAUCGAGGAGAUGACUCUGUUUUUGGCACUGAUAGUGAAGAUGAAGCCGAGGAUAUCUUCGAAGGCGCUGAUUUCGACUUCAGUAUCAAAAAGCCAGCGCGUCAACUUCGCCAAGUUGUGCAAGAAAUGAAAGAACUGCAGCGAAAGGACGGUAGUUUCUACGAGAAACCAGGAGUCGCUCGGGUGCGUGGUAAAUUUGAUCCCCUGUUCUCUAAACCUUGGUGGAGAGUAGAAUUACAAGUUAACACAGUUAAAUCAUCGAAGCACGAAAAGAUAGCUUCCUCACUACCUUCUUACAUGUAUCGAACGGAUGAUGGUCUUGGGAAAGAUAUUUUGUCUCUGUUUUUGCAGGCGUGCGAAGUACACGAGCAACAUGUGACGAUGUUUUUGGAAUUCAUCAGAAACAACAACCUUAGACCAUCAUUAAAUAGUCUGCUGGAAAACUUGAAUCAAUUUAGUCAUUCUAGUGAAGACCACGAGGAGGUCGCGCACCAGAUUCAAACAUCGCUUCAUCAUGCACGUAAGUUUAAUUUUGAUAAGCUUUCUGCGUGGAAAUAGACCUCUAGGAUACAUCCUCUUGACCCCACAUAUAUUUUAUUGUUUUAAUUGUCUUUGGUUUAAAAUUUUGUUAACCACAUAGAACGACUAAAAAAAUUAAUAAAUGUGGUUCGAAAAGUGAACCGAAGAAAAACCACAACAUACACGUACGCGGCUGUCAACCCCAGGGGGGUACUAUAGGAAUUUCUGGGUGGGGAUGUGCCGCUGGGACCCUGGAACCCUUAACCUAUACCAGAGUUAGUUCAGCUGAAUUUUGCUACCCUAUACUAGAGUAAACUCCCCAAAUCCCCCCUAUCCUAGAGUAGCUGUUUCCCUAGUCUAGAUAAAAUCUUCAACCAACUGACCAGUUUCCGGAAAAAUGAUACCCUAUCCUAGACCCAAACUCACUGAUUUAUAUAUCCUAUCCUAGAGUAAACUGCUUGAAAACCGUACCCUUCACAGCGGCACAUAACUACCUAGCCCAUAUAUGGCAGUACCCCCCCCCCCCCCCCCCCCCCCAACCCCCCCCCCCCCGACUCUUCACAACUAGUGGGGGGGCUGCGAGAGAGAGGUGGGGGGUCCACAAGACGCCGGGGUGGGUGGGGUGGGUGAGAUAUGGCGCAAAAGUUGUGCCGUGUGGUCUUUUUGUGUGUGCAUAACUCACCAAGUUCCCGAAAAAUGAAUCCCUCCCCCCAACCCAAACCCCCUGAUUUUUAUUUCCUAUCCUAGAAUAAACUGCUUUAAAACCCCACCCUCCCCCGCCGCCCAUAACCACCCAGCCCCUAUAUGGCAAUCCCCCCCCCCCCCCCCCGGGCUGUCAAUCCCCCACGUCCUAGAUUUUGAAAAUUGAUAGGGAAUUCGACAGAGGAAGUUGGUGUUGACACCAAGUCCCGUGGUUGGUAGGGUUAGAUACAUUAUGCUCGAAAAUUUGAGCCUUAUGCUUUUGAGGGUUACCCUCAAAACAAUGGCAUUAUGCCUAAAAUUAUGCUCGAAAAGUAGCAUUAUGCUUGACUGAUCUUGGCUGUAUUUGAUGCCCUUUUGCAUCCCCGCAGACAUUAAUACAACAUUUCACCACAUCUGUUACAAAUUUCAAACUGGCAGCCAUGGUGGAUAGACAAUUGGCCAGCCUUAGCAGACUAGCAAAAUGAUGCAACAGUGCAACAAGACAUUGAAACUAGUAAUCAAGCCUUUGAAUGGACGUAUUUAUACCAGAGGACGUCUGAGACAUUUAAAACAUCUUAGACAACAUAGACAUCUUGUAUAAAUACGGGAAAUACGGCAGACGCAUUAAACGUGAGAUGAAUAAAAUGUCUGAAGUUAAGUGUGUCCAAUGCACUUAACAGAUGAAUAAGGGUUUAAGACAUAUAGUAUUAAAACGGGACGCACUUAACAGUCAGACAUUUAAUGCAUCUGGACGUCUAAGACGUCUUCUAGUAUAAAUACGGCCAAUAUGUUAAUCCUUACUGAAAGCACUUGAAAGUAAAAAUUUCGUAGUACAGUUAUGGAAAUUAUUACUAUUUUUUCAUUAUCAUUCACAUUAUGCUGAAAAAAGUGGCCAUUAUGCUUGAUGCUCUGACUAAAGCAUUAUGCCCAAAAUUAUGCCGGCUUAAUGUAUCUAACCCUAGCAGUGGGGACUUUUGAAUUUCCUCCGAUCAUGGAUGUCAUUGUGGAAUGGGAGUCACUCAGUUUAACCAGUUGCAUUACCGUGUAAUUGGAUAAGUGGUAAUCAAAGAUGUCAGCCAUUGUUCUGACAAGGAUCUGAAGGUACAUGUAUACAGCUGUGAAAGAUGGCGGUCAAGGAGAACAUAACAAGCCAUCUUUUUUUAUCCUCUCUAUCUUAUUCAAAUGUAUACAACCAUUCAAGUGAUGAACCUUUAAAAUAACAGUUUCUGCUGUGAAAAACAUGACUGUACCACUGGCUUCACAGCUAUUAACCCAUUUGUUCCUGGAUAUUUUGCGGAAAAGCGCGUUUUGAUGAUAGUCAAGCGGUUUUCUGGUCGCUGUCGUGCUAUACAGAGCUAAAACUCACCACAAAGCUGUUUGCAGGUCGUUCACUUCACGGCCUUCUAAUCCAGAUGCAAAAUAUUUGCUUGCGAAGUUCGGGCAUGUUUUGGGGUUUAAAAGUGACACAGCAGUCUUGACUUUUACUUUUCUCUUUCUCUCCUCCCCUUUUUUUCGCUUUUCUUGCCUCGUUUUUUUUUCGCUUGCUGGGCAUUUAGUAGGCUUCAUUUUGGUGGGAAAAGUUUUUAGGAAAGCAUUUAGGAUCUUAGGAUUAGAUGAAAGGAAAGGUAGGUGUGUAGUGGAACAAGAUUUUCAAGGAAAUUUUCAGGUCAAUCAGGGGUGUCAAAAGAAGCCAGCUGGUGGCAAAACUCGCUGCCUACUUGGUUAGUAUCGGCCAGCUACUAUGCUUGGCAUUUCCUUGUGGAUGGGGUUUUUUAAAUAAAGUAUCCCUGGACUGGCCACUUACUUUGACAACUCAGCCGUCUACUUCAAAACUUUCUGACAACCCUUUCAAUGUUACAUGUUUUUUUUUGCCUUUUUUCUGCGGUGUCCUUGACUGAAUUGUGCUCAUUCUGGUAUGGUUUGAAAGAUCUCUUCACUCUGCACAAGUAAGUGGACAAAGUUGUCCUUGACCAUUAAAACUGAUGACGUCACAAGCAGUAGAAAGGAUGUGAAUCUGCAUGGGUGGUUAUCUGCAUUUUUUUUUUAAAGGUCUGACUCUCUAUUGAUCACCUAUUUGAUAACUUUGAGUCUUGGAAAAGAAAUUAUUGUUUUAUUUGGAAAACGUCUAGAAAAAGUGGAUCCAAAAAUCCCGAUGAACCCUGCUCUCAGUUGGAGGGGUGGGGAAUUUGUUCUCUGUUAACCAAAUAUGAUGUUGUUGGGGUAGGCUAUUUGAGCAAAAAAAUGCUUGGAGUUCAAAUCCCUGGCUUCAAAACAAGUGGAUUCUAUUUCUUUUCUGUAUUGUGAAUAUUUUAACAGUGUUUGCACUGUCUUAACAGUAGCAUGUUUUGUAAUUUAGUUGAUACAGUUGUACAUUUGAAAAAAUGAAAUUGAGAGAUCUCAGUAUGCUUGAGCAGCGAGGACUUCAUACCCUAUUCUGUGGUACAUACCUAUAUAUUUGUGUAGGUAAUAGCAUGAUUUGUAGUGAUAUUUGGCAUAAAUACCACAAGUGAUAUUUCGAAAUUGUUAUACGUAAUUUCACAAGCCGUUAGGCGAGUGAAAUUUGAGACAAUUUCACAAGUGGUAUUUAUGCCAAAUGUCACGUACAAAUCAUGCUAUUAUUUGUUUAUACUACUACCCACAAAAGGUUUGUAAUUUUCACAUGUAGGUAUUUCAAAUUUAGCUGCUCUAAGCCAAUCAAAUUGCAGAAAUUUCUCAUGUAGUACUAUAAUAUUUAUAAUUUUGUAUUUGGGGAGGGGAAGAGCUGUUAAAAAAGUGUACCACUUUUUAUUUUGUGGCUUUCUUAGUAUUGCUGGUUUGAAACUAAUGACACAGCGGCCAUGUUGGUUGACAAGAGUACAAGCUCUUCCCUACUCUAGGAGCCUAACGUUUUUUCAUUCAAAUUCUGUGAAAGGAAAAAAUUGUUUUGUUUUGUUAACCAACAUGUCCACCCUGUUAUGUUGUUGCUAAUCCAGAAAAGCUUUUUAAAGCUAUUGUUGCAAGUGUUUUUGAAAAUGCAUGUAAACUUUCAUUUUUCCAAUGAGCAUAAAAAUUAAUUUUCUUGCUCAUCAUUUUCUCUCAUGUUUGAAUAAACUUAUACCUUGUAUUUGAUAUGUCAAUUAAUAGUAAUAGGAGUCUCCAUAUCUAUACCUUUCCCUCUAGGGUUAAGUUAAUUUUUAAUAUUAUUUGAAAAUUAUUUUCUGUUUCCGCUUUACUUUUAUAUUUGCAGCCACUGGUAAAGCUUUCCUGGUGCCAGAAUUUACACGUUUUGCUCACCGAUUAUUACCUCGUCAUGUUUGUUCCAUCUUUGAUGAAUGUUCCCUAGAGUUACUGCAAGAAUUAGAGAGGACCAUCAACAUGGAGCCAUGGAUUUUUGGCUACUGGACUGUUCUCAGUUCAAGGUAUGACCUGUCAGGAUGUGAAGCUAAGCUAACAUCUUUUCAGGAAUGUAAUCUAUUCCAGAAAAUGCCAGUUAUUAUGAAAGAUGCAUUGCGUUUAUACUACAAACUUUGUGAAAAGAUCCGUAAGUUUGGGCACACUUACGUACAUCUCUCGCAGCUGAAAGGAUGGGAAACUAAUGUAAGGCACUGGGAGGAGAGUCUUUCCUAUCUGAGCUCAAUAGAUGCAGUGGAGACUUGUGAUGACCAUCUGGGUGAUGAACGGAUUGUCUUUUUACCUUACCUUCGUCGGUUUGAACAAAGAAUCGCAAACAACUUGUCAUACAUCAUGCAUAAGGAACCGUGGAUUGGUAACAUUGAUGUUGAACAACAGGUAAUAUUGUAAGUGGUUUGAAAUAUGUAUGUGUCCUCACAAUAUAGUUAAGGUGGCCAGUACUAGUUUUCUUGCAUGGGGAGUCCAUUGCGCGUGCAUCUCACUUCACUUUGUAUGUGCAAGAUACAGAAAACGACUAUGGCAGUGUGCUGCUAUUUUUGUGCAAAGUUACUUUUGGCCUGUUUUAAAUAAAAUUCAUGUUUAUCUAACUCUUAAUACACCGUAAAAAAAUCCUGUUUUAACUAUAUAUUUUCAUUUCUCCGCUCAGUGCGUAAGUUUCAAAACGAAUACUUGCAUGCAAUGUGCACCGCAAUAGAUCAUGACAGGAAUUAGAAGGCCAAUGACACUCUUAAGUACUAGAAGAGCAAUGACACUCUAAGUACUAGCAUAACUACAAAAAUAAUAAGCUAGAAUACUACCACAAUUAGCCACACUUUAUCUUCUUGGCUACAUUUCAUCAUUUGGAUCAUGUUUACCUUACAAGUUGAUAAUGAAAAUUGAACACUUUAAGUCAAUUUUCCCGUCAGUCUCCGCAAACAAUUUUGUCUUUGGCACUUCGCUUUGUUGCUUAUGUUGAAAAGUUAGUCCAGAAGGCAAUGUUUUGAGUUACUAAACAUUACCCUGAAUGAGAAAACCUAAUAACAAUGCGUAAAUUGGAUGCGUGUAAUUUUUUUCUUCUCUGCAAUGACUGUAACAAACUCAAAGGAUGCCUACGAGUGUACACGCAACAGUCAGCGGUAGUCAACACAGCGCAUGAGUAACCUAUGUUCUUAUAGGAUUCAGAUUUUACAACCACAAAAACACACGUGGGAAUUUGUCAUUUCUCAAAGUAUUUUAGAAGAAAACAAGUCCUGUGACCCCCUAUUUUUAUUGCUUUCAUGUUUUGUCAGAGUUGACAGGAAACAGCAGUGUUCUCCUUAUCAGGUGGUAACCCGGUAAAAUUUACUGCCUGAAGCAACACCUCUUACCACCUGACACGGCCUGAAGGUUUACUAAAAUAUUAUUAAAGAAGUACUUUUAAAAAAUACACGGGUUGUGGUCCAAUCCAAUUCUCACAUGCCACAAGGAAAUGAAUAAAUAUAUGGAAAAGUAAUAAAGUAUAAGAAGCUUUUCUUUUUAUGGGCCAGGUAUUUUGGAAAAAGAACAUUGAAGACAGAGUAAAAUUUUGGAAUCAGUCGUUUAUAUUGUUGUGUAAAGGUAACAAUGGCGCAUUUGCGUAAAAUAGGGCUUAAAAUGAGGGAAUGACAUUUCAGUGAAAGUAGCUCCUAAAUUUCCCAGCCUGCUCCUGGAAACAUGUACCUCUGUGGUGCAUAUUGUUUGCCUUUAGGUCCAAAUAAUCCUUAAGAUACAUUGUCAUGGUAACUGCUGAUGACAAAAUUAUGGUUGUUUUAAGUCAAGCAUUCAUUGUAUAAUCUAACUCUACAAAAGUGCUGCCAUGGCUUUGGAUUGAACUAGCCAAUGAAUAACUGAGUGGAUGCAAAACAAUCCUGCAUUAACUGAAACAUGUUGGGGGAUAAAUAAGUCUUUUGUUUUGACUUUGACUUGAAAAAAUUGACUAUCAAAUUACCAGCCUUUUAGGAAGAAUGCUAAAAAAGUUUUUCAAAGUGCUCUGCUGUAAAUAAUUUAAAUGUACAGGAUUUAGAUAGAAGACUUGUCAAAAGUUAUCUUUAUCACGCACAAAUUUAUUUGUGUGUGUAUUUUCGAAAUCUCGCUGAGAAAGGAAUCCUUUGAGUGGGUGAUUUAAUCGCGAAUAAAAAUGAACUUAUAAUCAAAAACGAGUUGAGAUUCUUGCACCUUUCACAAUUAGAUGCCUUAAGGCCUUUCUCUUUAUUCGAUUCUCUACCAACUGAAUGGUGUGAAUUGUUAAAAACGUGCAUCUCUACAGGUGUCACACCAUUCAUUGUGCGUGAUGAGAUAAAGUUCAGCUUAAAUGGUCAAAUUGUUUUACUUGAAAAAGUGUAUUCAAAAAUUGUUUAUAAAGAACUUUGAAACAGAACCGUCGCUCCACCAACUGCUAAACUAAAGUUUAAUGCUCAUUUACACUUUGAACUGGAAAAAAUUUACAGCUUGCCAUAUCACAUUGCCUUGGAUACAAAGACUUGCGAGUUUCAGUAUAAAUUACUAAACAGAUGCCUUGUGACAAAUACCUUCUUAUGCAAAAUCGGUGUUACACCAUCUCCAGCAUGCUCCUUAUGUGGUGAAUCGGAUGAAUCCCUCAAACAUCUUUUUCUGUCUUGUCAUUAUACUAAGAACUUCUGGGCUGAGGCUAUAAAAUGUCUUGUUGAUCAUGAAGUCAAGCUCGAAAAUCUUUCAGACAAAGAUAUACUGUUUGGUAUUAUUGGAUGCAAGGACAAGAUAUUUGUGAAUCAUAUUUUAUUACUGGCAAAACAAUACCUAUACUCUUGUAGACAGAACAAAUAUUCACCCUUCAUUAGAGUUCUUAACUCCAAAGUUAACAUUGUUUUCUUAAUCGAGACAGUGAUCGCUAAGUCAGACAAUAAGCUGGAGACCCACAAUAUGAAAUGAAGCAAAUAUAAAUUUGAUUAGCAUACAAUCCUUUUGCUGCUUACUUCAUUUAUCAAUUUUUUCAUGUAAAUAGAGAAGAAUGUACUGGGGAGGGAUGUGUUUUAUCAGUAUAUAAUUGUGUGUGCUAUGUAUGUAUGUUUAGGUUGCUUUUCUUUUUUUGUAUUUUUCUUUCGUGUUCAUAAGGGUCAGUGUGUAAAACAUUGCAGUACAUGAAUUUAUUGUAAAAACAAAAUAAAAAUGUAUUAAAAUACAAAAAAAAAAAACGGUCAAAAAAGAGGGAAACUGGUACGAGCCACCUUAAGAAAACAAAACUUUCUCAUGAAUCAGCAGGUUGGUAACUGCCGCCUCCUCAGGUCCUUAGGUUUUAUCGUGCCCUGGUCACAAACAAAGGCAAAUGGAAAAUGCUAGUGACCUUUGAUGAAGUGCAAGUGACAAUAGGAAGGAGAAAGAAGGGAAGAGGCUGUUUCCUCCUUCCUGCCUUCUCUUGCCUGCGUGCAGAUGUCUCCUAUUUCCGUUGUUGCACGCGUGCAACAAAGGAAAUAGGAGACGUCUGCAUGCAGGCAACGCCUUCUCUUGCGCCCAAAUUUGUAUACUAGAGAGACGUGUGAGGCAGGAGAGGGUAUAUAAUAGGGAUGCUAAAGAAUAAAUAAUAAUGAUGAUAAAUGGGAGAUCACAGAAUCAUUGCAGAGACAAUAAUUAUCUCUGGCUGAACCCCUAAUAAUGUCCAAUUUAGCAGGGCAUUUGUUACUGGAUAUGACACCAACAUCUGUUUAGUCUUAAAAUGUUGCAAAUGAUUCCUUGAUAAGUAUUUAAGAAAGAAAAAUUGUUUCAAUUUAAUAAUAUAUUAUUGUUAAUGAUAUAUGAAAUAAAUCAUUAUUGCUGUUGUUCAAGAGAGUUGCCAGGGUUGUCACCAAGAUUUCAAGUUGCCUGAUAAAUACAACAAGCAGACAGGGAAUAAAACAGCUAGGGAUUUCCUUUGGUUUUAUAUUUCUUCUCUUUUCCAAUGAAAGUAGCCAGGGACCACAUUCAUAAUAGCCGGGGAAAAUUUUUGGUCCCUGUUGUUAAUCCUUAAUGACAGCCCAGGUUGGUCUCUAGUUUAGGUCCUCUAUUUUUCUAACACAUACAUUUAUGACACUCACAACUAGGCUUGGAUUGUUGUAUUGUUUUGUUCUGAGUACUGUAUGUGUGUUAUUGAUUGUUAACUUGAAACUAAAAAAAAGUGUUAUAUAAUUUAUAUUUGUUGGUACAAAUUAAAACCUUACAUUGCAAAGUGAGAGAAAGAUGCAAAACUACUUUAAACAGUACAUAGUGGCAUUAAUCUUCAAUUGUGUGGUUAAGUUUAACCAAGGGUUGAAAAGAAAGUGCUGCCUUUGUAAUGACAUCUGCAAAUGGUUAGACUUUUUAGUCUUCUUGGACAAGGAUGAAAAAAUUUAGGUCCCAUCUCACAGCACUUUCACUGAUUUGUUCUUGUGGGACGUAAAAGAACCUACAUCACUAUCGAAAAGAGUAGGGAUCGUAGACCCCAGUGGUGUGGCCAACCUUUACGAGUUGUGGGAUUGGGCAGAGAUGGCACCUUGCAUGGGACCUAUGAGUCCCGUUCAUGCACAUUCCCUCUGGGUAGGCCUGUGUCCAGAGAAGCUGGUAAAUAAAUAAAUAAGCCAAAUUGUAAGCAAUGUUAUUUUUUUGUCAAAGAACAGAUAAGUUCUGAAGCUUAUAACAAUAUAAGCCUUAACUUACAAGAUACAGUUAUGAUAACACAAAUUUAUACUCUGACCUACCUAACUUUUUUAAAUCUUAACCUGGAUUAGCUAAUCAACCUUUCAGGAACCUGGCCCAAACUACUUUACUUUAUGCAAAUUAAAGGAAAAAGAUUUGAAUUAUCAGUUCAAAGAGGACAGACCGCAAUUGUUGUUGCUCGAAAUAUCCAUAAUAGGUCAUAGCUGUUCAUCAGUAGGAUGCCUAAAAUGUGUGCAAUAUACGAGUAGGAAAACAACUCAAAGAAAAUGUAAUGCCUCAAACAACGAACUAAAUGCACAUCAAUUAAAUAGGUAAAUAAGGCAUGCAACAUUCAGCCAAUGAAUGCCAAUUUGAUUUGCUUAGUGUAGUCUUACUUUGGUCAUUCCCCUUCUUCCUAAACAAAUCCGAAAAGCCUCAUUACAGUGUAGAUUUUUAAAAAAAAUUGGUAAAUGUAAUGUUGUGCAAUAGAAUCAUUUUCAGUUGAUGUCAUUAAUGGUUCUAAUCAAGUCUGUGUUGGGUCACUGCAGGAAUUUGAGGGAGACGAAGACCAGAUUAAGGCAGCCAAGUUGAUAACAGAGAAGCCUGUUGUUGUGAUGUCCGGGCGUGGAGGUUGUGGCAAGACGUUUGUAGUCUCAAAAGUCUUGUUGAAAGCACUGGAGAGAAAAAAGGAAGAGAUUCGCAGAGAAUUCUGUGAAGAUGUAGAUGAUCAGCUCACGGCCGGUAUUGCUGAUACUGUUCCCAAAGAAGCCAAGCCAUGCCAUUCUUUAAUUCCGGAUACUCAAGGUGACAAAGAUUCGAUGAAAAAAGAAGUUUUCCAAGAUUUCUGUGAUGAUUUAGAUGAUAACCAUGCUGUAAUUCUUGAUGCUAUUCCUGAAGAAGCCAGGUCAUGCCAUUCCUCUGGGCUAAAUAUGCAAGCUGAUCAUGACAAAGAUUCAACCCACCAGAAGGAGGUAACCAGAAAGAUAAAGAAGAAGCAAAAGGAAGUUGAUGAAGCAGUGUUACUCACAGCUCCAACUGGCAAAGCUGCUUCAAUAUUAGGGAGCCGAAUUGGGCUUGAAGCAUACACACUACACUCAGUAAUAUACAGCUUCAUAAACUGGGAACAAAAGUCUCAGGAAGAAAAUGAUUGGAAGUUCCACAAUGUGCGUCUGCUCGUGUGUGAUGAGUGCAGUCUGGUCUCAGUCAAAGUUUUUUCCAAACUCCUAAGCUGCCUGAAAGAGUGGUCAGAGCUGCAGCAAGUGAUCCUUUUGGGAGACAUAAAGCAGCUGCCCUCUAUUGAGCCAGGCAAUUUUCUUUGUGAUGUAUACCAAACACUUGCAAUGCAUGGUGUUGCUGUCACGCUGAAAACAAAUCAUCGCUCGGACUCUGACCUUAUCGUUCAAAAUGCUGUCAAAAUUUCACAGCCUCCCAGACAGAUGCCACAUUUUGAUGAUUUGAGAAUGUUUCAUUCAAUAGAUUGUUCCUCAUAUGGAGGUGACAAACAGAGAGAGACAGACGUUGUCAAACAGGUUAUAAACGAUGUCUUGAAACGAGAGGAAUUGCAAGACCCCAAGUCCUCACAAUUUGUGGCAUUCCGCAAUGUAGAUUGCAAUCUCAUCAACGAGCAAUGCGCUCGCCAUUACAACAACCACUCCCUUUUGAGCAGGAAACCUGAUUAUCAAAUUGGGGACAAAAUCUGUAUCAGGCGUAAUGUGGAAUGCAAUGAUGUAUAUGGAAAGAGGCCUGUCAAGUUAUGCAAUGGAGAAAUAUUCUUCAUCCAUGAUAUCACUGAGGAGCAAGACAGUCGGGGAAAAAAGAAAGUUUACUUCAUCUUGGUCAGUGGCCAAACGAUGCUAAAAACGAGACUAAAAAUCAGGUUUGGAGAACUAAAGGCUGCCAAACUGUGUCAUGCUUGGGCACGAACCAUACAUACAUUCCAGGUAAAAAUGAUUACACAGUAUGUUAUUUCAUACACUUGACUGAAGUUCUACAUCAUAGCAACUAUUUUGAUCUAACAAAAUAGUUAAGUAAAGAAAGGAACUCGGAAAAGAAUGUUCACAAAAAUAUAAUGACAACAUUGAAGACAGUCUAGUUUCUUUUUACUUCUCCAAGUGUAUGUCUUCUGAGCAACCCUUUUGUUUCUGAACAUACCUACGACGGAAAAAUAUAAGUUUUAGAGAGUAUGGCAUCCUCACUGUAUUAUUAAGAAAAACUUCAGAGUGGUGCGCCCAUGUAUUCUACCAAUAGUUUUCCGUUUGGAUGAUUACUUAUGACAACUUCCCGAUUUAGAUUUGAAACCUCUUAUUUAACUUGCCAAGUCUGAAAUUCACAAAGUCUUGCAAGAUCUUACAUACAGCAUUUUAUUUUUUCUAUCAGGGCUCUGAGAUAGAGACAUUGGUGUACGUGGUAGGGCGUCCACAUUACCAAAACUGGCAGCAUGUGUAUACAGCCAUCACGCGUGGUAUACGACGCGUAAUAAUCAUUCACAAUCCAAGCUACCUGCAGAAAGCUAUCCAUACUUGUCCUGAACCGCGGCAGACAAAACUGAAGGAAGACAUAACUCGACAACUGCACUACUGCGAUCCGCCUUGGUCUGAAGGUGAUAGCUCAGAAACCGGCGAACAAACUGGUCCUCACAGAUUACAAUCUAAUCUGAUGCAUGACUCGGUUCACCAAGUGGAAUCAAGCGAUCCUUGUGGGUUGGCCCGUGGUAGUGAUUCUAGCAACCAUCACACUGCUGACCAGGAGAGGCCUUAUACUAACGGCAUGGAAUACACGGUUGACCAAUUAAGAUUGAGAGAAUUAGAGGCAUGUUUCGAGGUAUCCUGGUCCGAUGACGAUGAUGAUGGCUUGGAACAAUUUGAUGCCCAAGAAGCACAAUCAAAUGAGUUGAAAACAAUCGCUGCUUAUCCUGAAGUUGACAAUGCCCAUUCCUGGCAGGAAGAGAGAGUUGAUAGAGGUCAACCCAAUGUUUUAAAUGUCUCUAACUUUGUGAAUUUGGAGGAAAGCAGAGCAAAAGAGGACAGCACAUCCAGGCUGAGAACAACUUCCCCCGGCACCAGUACACAAACCCAGCAGACAAGUUCAUCAGUGGAUGGCGCUCUCCCAACUUCACCCCUGAAAAGGAAGCACCCAGAUUCAGAAAAUUCUGAACAUAUCUUCUGUUCAAAAGCACCGCCGCAAUCGCCGCUGAAUUGUUUUGCAUCUUCGCUGUCGUCGGUUAGUCCCUUAAAGCACAAUUCAUUGGGAUCGAGGAAAGUUAUCCUUGCAGAUUUCUCUUCCUGGUGCAGAAUUUGCAAGACUAAUAUUAACAUUAAGGAUAAAAUAACCUAUUUUAACGAGGGUUCAAGAAAGUGGUGGAUUCAUAGCGAGUGUGCCUAA
Porites evermanni is the source of this 12642-nucleotide messenger RNA. Lineage: Eukaryota; Metazoa; Cnidaria; Anthozoa; Scleractinia; Poritidae. The record is from the annotation of a GenBank genome assembly.